CACGCUUCCUCACUUCCACACCACACCCCAUUCCCAAACAAAAUAAACACAAAUCACAGAGAGAGACGUAGAGGGAGCCACCACUCAUGGCUUCCAAGCUCUGCGACUCAUGCAAGUCCGCCACCGCCACCUUGUACUGCCGCCCCGACGCUGCCUUCCUAUGCGGUGCCUGCGAUUCCAAGGUCCACGCCGCCAACAAGCUCGCCUCGCGCCACCCACGCGUUGCGCUCUGCGAGGUAUGCGAGCAGGCGCCCGCGCACGUCACCUGCAAGGCCGACGCCGCCGCGCUCUGCCUCGCCUGCGACCGUGACAUCCACUCCGCCAACCCCCUCGCCAGCCGCCACGAGCGUCUCCCUGUCGCGCCCUUCUACGAGUCCGUACACUCCGUCAAGGCCUCCUCGCCUAUCAACUUUCUCGACGACCACCGCUUCUUCUCCGACGCCGACGCUGAUGUCAGCACCGAGGAGGCCGAGGCCGCGUCCUGGUUGCUACCUAAUCCUAAAACAGAUCUAAAUUCCUCUCAGUACUUGUUCUCCGAAUCCGAGCCCGUUCCUUACAUAGAUCUGGACUAUGCCGUCGCGGAUCCGAAAGCGGAUCCGAAAGGCUCCGCUACCGCCGACGGCGUGGUUCCGGUGCAGAGCAACUACGAGCCGUUCGCCUACGGUUACAAAUACAAUUCCACCACUCUCUCGCAGUCACAGUCUCAGAUGAGCCAAAGUGUAUCGUCGUCGUCGAUGGAGGUUGGAGUUGUGCCGGACGGAAACACGAUGUCGGAGAUAUCGAACUGCAGCUACAGCAAGGUGGCCGCGGUGACAGUGACGGCUCAGUUUUCGGCGGCGGACAGGGAGGCAAGAGUGUUGAGGUACCGGGAGAAAAGGAAGAACCGAAAGUUCGAGAAGACAAUUCGUUACGCUUCGAGAAAAGCGUAUGCAGAAACGAGACCAAGGAUCAAAGGCAGGUUCGCUAAACGUUCUGAUGCGGACCCUCUGGCUGGAUACGGCGUCGUUCCGUCGUGCUGAUUUCGCUUUAUAUAUCUACUAUGUAUGAUGCUACUGCUGCUUACUUUUUGUCUUCUUAUGUUUGUUUUGCUGUGUAUAUACUACGAUCUUUUUUGUUUGAAUUAAGCAAUGUAAAGUUGCAAACAGUUGCUGUGGAUCGAUUUUGUAGUUUGUUCGUUGUUUUUGGGUGAAUUUUGGGACCUUUUGCUUAUGUGAGAAGGUGAAAAAAGAAGCGAAGGAAACGAUGAUGGCAAUUGCACUUC
Messenger RNA from Vigna umbellata (rice bean), 1261 nucleotides. RefSeq names its product zinc finger protein CONSTANS-LIKE 4-like. Lineage: Eukaryota; Viridiplantae; Streptophyta; Magnoliopsida; Fabales; Fabaceae. Gene Ontology annotation, biological process: regulation of flower development. Gene Ontology annotation, molecular function: protein binding; zinc ion binding; DNA-binding transcription factor activity. The record is from RefSeq and is a predicted model, not a curated record. Gene Ontology annotation, cellular component: nucleus.